AUGCGCAUCAUUAAGCCAUCAUGGCUGAGCCAUAAAGGCGAGCAGAAAGAUUUCGAGGUCUACAGCUGCCAUGUGUCCCCCGACGGCAAGAGACUUGCAACUGCAGGUGGCGAUGGCCACGUCCGCGUCUGGUCCACCGAGUCGAUCUACCAUGCCGACGACCCCUCUUACAAGAAGCCUCGACAGCUUUGCCAUAUGAGCCAUCAUCUCGGUACCAUACACUCGGUGCGAUUCUCCCCCAGCGGUCGCUAUCUCGCGUCAGGUGCGGACGAUAAGAUCAUAUGCAUAUAUCAGCUGGAGAGUGGUCCGCCCACCAUCGCUCCCUUCGGGACGAAUGAGCCGCCACCCGUCGAGAAUUGGAAGACCUCCAGACGACUGAUAGGGCACGAUAACGAUGUCCAGGAUCUAGCCUGGUCUUACGACGGCUCGAUCCUGGUUUCCGUCGGCCUAGAUUCCAAGGUUGUCAUUUGGUCCGGACACACUUUUGAGAAGCUGAAGGUCCUAGGGAAUCAUCAAAGUCACGUCAAAGGUAUCACUUUCGACCCAGCCAACAAGUUCUUCGCCACGGCGAGCGACGAUCGCACCAUCAAAGUUUUUCGUUUCACCCCGCCCGCCCCCAAUGCGACCCAGCAUGAUAUGGUGAAUAAUUUCCAGCUCGAGGCCACCAUAAACGCCCCCUUCAAAUCCUCACCCCUAACCACGUACUUCCGGAGAUGCUCGUGGUCUCCCGACGGCAACCACAUCGCAGCGGCCAACGCUGUCAAUGGCCCUGUAAGCUCGGUGGCCAUCAUCGAACGUAACAAAUGGGAUAACGAGAUCAACCUGAUCGGCCACGAAGGUCCGACCGAAGUCUGCAUGUUCUCGCCUAGGCUAUUUCAUACCAAGAAGCCUCUGGAGAACGGUGUGUCUAACGGCCACUCAUCGGGAGAAGCCUUGGUCACUGUGAUAGCGUCUGCUGGACAGGACAAGACCUUGAGCGUCUGGAACACGAACACGUCGCGGCCCGUGGUGAUUCUGCAAGAUCUGGCGGCGAAAUCGAUAUCGGACCUCGCCUGGACCCCCGAUGGACAAAUUCUGUUCGCGUCGAGCCUCGACGGCGGUAUCGUCGCGGUCGAAUUCGAUACUGGAGAAUUGGGCUGGGUGGCCAACUUGGAGGAGACUGAUAAGGCACUCUCCAAGUACGGCGCGUCUAGAAAGGCUAUGGGAAUCGCCGAAGACGUCGAUGGCCUGCAACUCGAAAACCAUAGCAAGGAAGGAGAGCGGCGAGGUGCCGAGUCUAGGAUGGGCGCUCUCAUGGGCGAUUUUCACCCGUUGCCGAAAGAUGCACAGCCUGCAACUAAUGGUACUAAGACGGGCGCCGCGACACCAAGUGCGCCGCCAGCCAGCGGGCAGGCAGAUGCUCAACCGGAGAAAGAGAAGGCGAGCCAGUCGGAGGAAUCGGCCGACAAGACGGCCCAGCGCAUGAAUGAGCUAAAAUCCCGCGUGACCUUUACCAAAGACGGAAAGAAACGAGUAGCACCGAUGCUCAUCUCGUCGUCGGGUACCGGUCAGUCUUCGCUCCCCCAGAGCCAGCUGGUCGGAUCCAGCUCAAAAGCCGCACAGAACGACGCCCCGCAGACGAUACUGGAUCUUUCGAAACCGUACGACGGCCUCCCGGAAGGCGGCUUGGCGGCCAUGCUCCUCGGCAACAAAAGGAAGACGAUCUGGACGGAAAGUGAGGAGGAUGAAGAACACCCGGGCAAACGAGCAGCCGGUGAACCGAGAGCCAUCAUGCGGAAUGGAGUCGAAGGUCUGGAACCCGCGACACUCGAGCCUCCGAAACACGGGCUAGUGCCGACGCCCGACUAUCUCCGAAACGCAGUUCUCAAUCCGUGUAUCUCCAUGGCCCAAGUUCGCCUCGCUGUGCCCAAAGUAAGGUCGCAUAUCCUCCGUCCGCUAGAACGGGGUGUUCUACUCGAGGACACGACGCCGGAAGACGCAUCUCGAGUGCCCGAAAACAUCAUCUUGGAAGCCAGAAACCCCCCGUCAAUCCGGGAUCCGUCGCACAUUACGGCCACCAAACGCGGCAUUUUAGUUUGGCAGGAUUACCUCCCGCGCGCCAUCAUCCUGGUGACGGGGAGCAGGAGGUUCUGGGCAGCAGCGUGCGAGGACGGCAGCCUGUAUACGUGGACACCCGCCGGCCGUCGAUUGAUCAAUGCAAUGACGCUGGAGUCGCAACCGGUGAUUCUGGAGUGUCGCGAUUGGUGGCUGCUUUGCAUCACGGCGGCAGGUAUGUGCUACGUCUGGAACAUCAAUACACUCUCCUCACCACACCCUCCCGUAUCGCUCGCGCCCAUCCUAGAGAUCGCCAUCAGCUCCCUCCAGCCCCACGGGGCCAUGCCGGCCCCCGGGGUCACCUCUGCGCACUUGAACUCCAACGGAUACAUCGUGGUGACCCUCACCAACGGCGACGGAUACUACUACUCGCCAAGCAUGUACACCUGGCAGCGGCUGUCCGAGCCGUGGUGGGCAGUGGGUAGCCAGUACUGGAACAGUAACGACUCCUCGGUCGGCGCACUCCAGUCUACAGCGGUCGGCGCGGUGUCCCCCAAGGACGGCCAGGGCGACGGGGCCACCGUCUCGGCCGGCAUCAUCCCCUUCCUGGAACGCCACACGACGAACGAGUUCCUGCUUAAGGGGAGGGCGUUCACCUUGCAACGCCUCAUCAAGACCUUGCUCUCUCGAGACGGCUUCGAGACCUUCGAGUCCAGCGUUAGCAUUGCUCACCUGGAGAACCGCAUCUCCGGGGCCAUGCAGCUGCAGUCGAAGGACGAGUUCCGGCUAUACCUGUACAUGUACGCUAAGCGAAUUGGUGCUGAAGGCCACCGGGGUAAAGUGGAGGAGCUCCUGAACAGCUUGGUCGGCGGCGUGCUGGAGGAGAAGAAGGGGGGGAAGGGGUGGUUCAGUACAGACGACGACCUCUGCGGCUGGGACCGGAAGGAGCUGCUAAAAGGGGUGGUCAUGAUCUUGGGAAAAUUUAGGGAACUCCAGAGGCUGACUGUACAAUACGCGCGGGUCCUUGACCUGACACUGGAGGACGACACGGUCGGCGACGCGAUGGCAGUGGAGACGUGA
Molecule: messenger RNA, 3114 nt
Organism: Durotheca rogersii
Lineage: Eukaryota; Fungi; Ascomycota; Sordariomycetes; Xylariales; Xylariaceae
Product: Hira-domain-containing protein
Exons: 4
Coding region: 1-3114 (1037 amino acids)
Biological process (GO): chromatin remodeling; DNA-templated transcription; regulation of DNA-templated transcription
Cellular component (GO): nucleus; HIR complex
Molecular function (GO): protein binding; nucleosome binding
Source: RefSeq, a predicted model, not a curated record